Molecule: messenger RNA, 2846 nt
Organism: Rosa rugosa (rugosa rose)
Lineage: Eukaryota; Viridiplantae; Streptophyta; Magnoliopsida; Rosales; Rosaceae
Product: disease resistance protein At4g27190-like
Exons: 2
Molecular function (GO): ADP binding; protein binding
Source: RefSeq, a predicted model, not a curated record
AACCAUAGUGUAUCUAGAUUCAUUGUUUCUGAAUCAAUUUAUCAUUGUACUAACAAGUCGGGUUAGCAUUUUCAUUCUUCCUCAUUACAAUGUGAACAGAAAUCCACCAACUGUAACUAAGCAACAUGGAGUUGGUGGGUACGUGGGACUCCCAAAAGUUGUUUGUUUUUCUUUUUUCUUUCACUGCUGAUAUUUCUUUUUACUGUCUAUAUUAUCAUUCGGGCAGCUCUCAUUCUUCUCUGAAGUUCAUGACCGAGUAAACCUGGCAUUGGGAUUAGAUGUGAGAGAGUGACUCAAACGAGUUGCAAAUGGCAGAAACAAUUGCACUUGUUUCCAGCGUUUUUGGUUGCCUAACCGUAGCUGUAACUCUGGCGGCACCCUGUUUUCGUGUACCCCUUACGGAAAAAUAUGAUUUAUUCAGGAAACGAGAAAAAAAACUUCGUGCUCUAUUACUUAAACUGAAAGAUCUGGAACAGAAAAGGAGUAAGGUAGAUCAGGAAUCUAAGGAGAAGGUGGUGCGUAAAUUUGUGAGAAGUUCUGAGUGGUUGCAAGAGACAGAGAAUAUUAUCAGGGAAGCUGCUGCAUGGAAGUUUGAGGAGAGUAUACAUAAGAAGUAUUGCUGUGGUCUACCCAACUAUAGGUCACAGUAUAAAGAUGGAAAACAAAUUUCUGAAAGAACUGACCGGUUGGUUGAACUAAUAACUGAAGGCGAAAAAUUCAUUAAUAUGCAAGGGUCUGAUGUGGUUGGGAAAAUGAUACGCGGAAGCAAGCUCAUGGGGGAGAUGGCAAAUGCUACAGUUGAAGAGAUAAAGAAGUGUGUAUCAGGAGAAGAGGUUGGGACGAUACGUGUUUAUGGAAUGGCUGGUAUAGGCAAGUCGAACAUUGUAUCGCAAGUUAAUGACCUGAUAUUACAUGAGGAAGAUGUUGAUGAUAACAGCACAGGAAAUGGCCAUUUUGAUAAAGUUCUUUUUGUGACUGUAAAGAAUGAGCUCGGAUCAACCAAAGCAUCCGUUGAGGAUCUGCAGAAGCAGAUUGCAGAUAAAUUACAAAUUGAUCUUCACAAGGAAAAUGGAAGUAGUGCAGAUGAUGCAUUGGCAAGUGCCUUGGCCUGGUCAAGAUUUCUGAUCAUUUUGGAUGAUAUGCAGACAGAACUCUCUUUUGAGGCAAUAGGCAUUCCAAGGCCAAACAAAGAGAAUCGAUGCAAGGUUAUAAUUGUAUCCAGAUCACUUCCGGUGAGCAGCGACACCCAAGUUGAUAAAAAGUUUGAGAUCAAACCUUUAUCUGCUGCAGAGGCACAAGAACUGUUUGAGAGUGAAGCUGGAAUUAAAUUGUCAAAUCUAGGGGAGGAUACUCGAGCCAUUGCAAAGGAGAUGAUAGAUGAAUGUGAUGGUUAUCCCAUCACAAUUAUCUUGCUGGCACGAAACUUGAAAGAAUUGAUGACCAAUGAUUCUGAUGAUGUUGAUAAAGUAUGGAAGACAGCUUUGACUAAGCUGAAGGAUUCUCCAGUUCGUUUAGAAAGCAUGACUAAGAGGGCAUUUACUCGUUUGAAGCAUAGUUAUGACAUGUUGAGUAAAGAAGCUCAGCAAUGUUUCCUCUAUUGUGCAUUGUACCCGUCUGGCCAUGAAAUCGAAAAAAGAGAGUUGGUGGAGUAUUGGUUUUGGGAGGGUUUAUUGGAUACCAGAAAGAGAGAUGGAAGGAUAGAAGAUAUGAUACAAGCAAAAGAGAUCCUUGAUGAGCUCGUAGCAUCUUACCUUCUGGAAACAGUCAGUCAAGAAGGGGGCAAAGAAUCCAUUAAGAUGCGCAGCUUAGCUAAGCAUAUGGCAAUCCACCUGACCAAAACAAGCCCUCAGUUUCUCACCAAAGCUGGAGAAGAGCUAGAAAUGUUUCCACAAGGGGAGUGGCUUCAAGAUGUUGAGAGAGCCUCAUUGAUGAGAAACCAGUUUAAGUUUCUUCAGGGAGAACCCAAAUGGCCCAAGCUAACCACAUUACUUCUGCAGCAUAACCCCAUAGGUUUAUACUUGCAUGAGAAUUUCUUUCGUAGUAUGCCUAAUCUCAAUGUUCUUGACCUUUCUUACACUGAUAUCACUUCCCUUCCAGAGUCAUCUUUUUCUAAAUUGACAAAACUGAGUGCACUUCUCUUGCAUCAUUGUCGCAACCUAAAAACCCUACCUUCUUUGGAACAGUCCAAGAAACUCCUUGUUCUUGACCUUUCUGAUACUCCUGUAGCAGAAUUACCAGCUGGGAUGAAGAAAAUGACCAAACUUAUUCGCCUAAACCUAUCUCGCACCAAUGUGAAGAUAUUUCCAUCCAAGUUAGCACCUGCAUUAGCACAUCUGGAAGAACUGUUGAUGAUAAUUAAUGACUCAGGUUUUUAUUGGGGAUCAACCAAGGGAGCACAUAUCAGCGAGCUGAGAUCCUGCCAAAAUUUAGCUAUUCUCCAUGCCAACUUCCUAAAUGCAGAAACAUUUGUUAGCUAUGUUGAUAAUCAUCUUUGUCCGCCCAGUUUCAGGUUUGGUGUGGGUGGCUCUUGUGAAGAAAAGUUACCUGAAAACAGCAUAGUUUUCAAGGGUAACUUCCUUGUGAAUGGAGAACCAGUCUCACUCCCAGAACACACAUCCGAACUGCAUGUCAUAAGCAAUGAGGAUCUACCUUGCUUGCAAGUUAAUUGUCAUCUAAAGAACCUGAAGGUCAUUAACAUUUGUGACUGCAGAUGUUUGGUCCAUUUAUUCACCAUUGACAUGUUAGGGAAUCUUCCAAACCUUGAAACCAUUUUAGUCGAGAAAUGUCCAAAGAUUGUGAGCUUGAUAGAGCCAGAAGAAUCUGAUGACAUAAUUAAGGGGAAUUUG